CCGGUUUUGGCGGUAAAUUUUCCGACUUUUCGCGCUUGCGACUUCCACGUGUCGGGCUUAAAAACAAAUAAACUGUAACUUUCAUUGAUCAACACACGGUUGUGUAACAGAACUUUUUUGUAAACUAUGAACAAUAUAGUGACAAAAUGAAAGUACAAUUUUGAAACAACGUAGCUUCUUAACUAAUGAUUGUGGUGUGUGGCUGUCUUCAUUUUUAUGGGAAAGUUGAACAUAGAACUGAACUCAUGUUUUCGCCAUCUACGAAAGCAGCCUGGUGUCUGGCAACAUUUCUCAGUGUCUUCGUUACAGGUGAAAUACCAAUCCAUGCGGAAGUGGAACCGGAGUUCCUGGCGCCGCUGGAGAACCACACGGUGACGCAGGGCCGCGAUGUGCACUUCACGUGCGUCGUCAACCAUCUCUCCAACUAUAGGGUGGCAUGGAUAAAGUCGGACUCGAAGGCGAUCCUCGCGAUCCACACUAACAUGGUGGCGCUGAACCCGCGCCUGUCCGUCACCUACAACAACCACAACACCUGGAAGCUGCACGUCAGCAACGUGCAGGCCAACGACUCUGGCACCUACAUGUGUCAGGUCAACACUGACCCGAUGAAGAGUCAGAUGGGUCACCUAGCGGUAGUAAUACCACCGGACAUAGUGGACACGGUAAGCGAGGGCAGCUCGGCGCGCGAGGGUGGCAACGUGCGGUUAGCGUGCAGCGCGACGGGCGUGCCGCCGCCCGCUGUCAUGUGGCGUCGAGAACACAACAAGCCCAUCGUGUUCCGCCACGACGGCGGCCGGGAGAGGAAAGUGGUGGAGGUCCACAAGGGGGAGAGCCUGGACAUGUCACACGUCCAACGGAGCGACAUGGGCGCCUACUACUGCAUCGCUAGCAACGGCGUGCCCCCUACCGUCAGUCGGCGGUACCACGUGCAAGUACAUUUCAUUCCACAAGUGAAAGUUACUAAUCAGCUGGUUGGAGCCCCGCUGGGCAGCGACGUGGCUUUACAGUGCUACAUCGAAGCAUCCCCUAAAGCUAUGAACUCGUGGUAUCGAGAAGACUCCUUAGUCAGCGACAAGCUUCUUGAGAACCCCAAAUUCCGUGUAACUGAAACCAUAGUGAACGAGUAUUCUCUGUGGAUGAAUUUAACUAUAAAAUCAUUGGCACCGAGUGAUUUUGGAACUUACGUGUGCGCGUCCGUCAACGCGUUGGGAAAGAUGGAGAGCCAAGUCAGCUUACACAGAUUAGAGCUGAACGGUUUCCCCGACGAGCCGCUGGUGUCGGGCGCGGCGUGGCAGCGCGCGCGCAAUCUCCCCGCGCGUGCGCACCCCGCCUCGUCGCACGCGCAGUACUCCCUUGCUCAGCGACUGCCACCACAACUCUAUGCUCUCAUGCUUACUGCUCUCAGAUAUGUCACUACGUUUUAAUUCUAUGAAUAUUCAUGACAACCAUGUCUUAUAAAUGUGCAUUACUGUAGUAGAAAUGGACAUUGCAUCUAGUUGGAGAUGGAGAUGAUGGGUGAUUAACAGUAACACAUUCAGCGUCAGGAUAUGCUACGCGCUACGGGCGUAGCUAAAUAAAUCCCGUGUAUCAAUAGGUACAGUGGCUACGAACAGAGCUCGUGCCACGCCGGAUGCUACCAGUUCAUUUGUUUGAGGAAUGUGUUGUGGAAUUGACAUUCAUUAUACUAUUUACGAAUAUUCAAUUUCAUUAAUACACAAGGUAAAGUUGAGGUUGCGCACCAUAGGCCACAAUGGUUAGACAUGGUUAAAUUAUAGAUAUCUACGCGUUUUUCUCAAAGUUGAGCAUUUAAAUAUAAUGUCUUGAUCACUACCAACUUAUGCAUAAUAUAACCGUGCAAAAAUUUGUGAAAAAUUUAAUAAAAUGAAUAACGCAUUCUGGUCUGCAAAUGAUCAGAAUUUUAAAAUACUUGUUAACAGAAUGGUCAUUAUUAAAGUACAAGAGUUUUUUAGAAAAGCGAACAUCAAAUUCUUAAAAACGCUUCGCAAUGAAAACUUCCUUAAUCAUAUUUUGAGGUUUUUGGAGCGAGCGUAAAUAUAUUUAGGACGAUAAAAAUUCAUAAAGCAAAGUUUGAAAGAUGAAUACUUUAUCUCCAAUGCUCUGUAUUUGCAUAUUUUAAAAUUUUAUCCCACAAUAUGUAAUCAUUAAGAUAUAGUAGUAUAUAAUAAAUUAUUAUAAGAAACGUAACUUACAUCUUAUCGAUCAAAAAUGUAAAUAAAUUAUGGAAUGUUUGAAGAUAAAAAAUUUAGGCUAAACUUACUUUAUCAUUCCUACAUCAAAACAUUACUUUCUCAAUAAUCAUAAUAUUCGUAAUGCAAUCCUUCUGAACUACACCUAAAACUGUUGAAAAAGAACCCACAUUGUGUUUAGAUCUAGAUAACUAAACACGUAUUCAUAUAUAAAUUCAUAUUUGUAUUGUUUUUACUAUAAUCCAAAGUUUGUUUUGGAAGUACCAAAACCGGUCCAAAUGUUUGAUGCACAGUCAGUAUGCUAAAUUGCUAAUCUGUAUUCUACAUUAUUUUGUAUUUGAAAGUUUAAACUAUAGUUACAAAGUAUACGUUUUUUAGUUUAAUUAUAUAUUGGGUUGGCACAAAAGUAAUGAGACACUUGGUUUAUGUUUUAUAUUUUUUAU
Leguminivora glycinivorella is the source of this 2650-nucleotide messenger RNA. RefSeq names its product lachesin-like. The coding region runs from base 186 to 1424 and encodes 412 amino acids. The transcript is spliced from 9 exons. Gene Ontology annotation, cellular component: neuron projection. The record is from RefSeq and is a predicted model, not a curated record. NCBI's taxonomy places the organism in Eukaryota, Metazoa, Arthropoda, Insecta, Lepidoptera, Tortricidae.